AUGUGUCAGACCAAUUCAGAUCAUUUCACUGAAGCUCAUCUCAAACGCAGUACUUGCUACCAGUCUGCUGACAAAAGCUUUACCAUGGGCUGGGAUAUGAAUAACUCAACUGAUUACUGGACUGAGGAUGAGGAGGAUGAUCUCAACUCUGUUAUAGAUUACAAUACAUACGAGCUUCUCUGUGAAAAAAGUGAUGUGAGAAACUUCAGUAAAUUAUUCCUUCCUGUGUUCUAUGCAUUGGCUUUCACUGUCGGAGUCGCUGGAAAUUCAUUAGUGGUUGCAAUUUAUGCGUACUGCAAGAAACCGAAGACAAAGACAGAUGUGUACAUCAUGCAUCUAGCCAUUGCUGACUUGCUUUUGCUCUUUACACUCCCUUUUUGGGCUGGAAACGCGGUGCAGGGAUGGGAACUUGGAAACCCAAUGUGCAAGCUCACUUCUUCUCUGUACACCAUGAAUUUCAGCUCUAGCAUGCUGUUCCUGGCCUGUAUCAGUGUGGAUAGAUACAAGGCUAGUUCUGAAUCCCGAGGUCAUAGAAGAAUUGGUAAACACUGCAGUGUUACCUGCAUCUGUGUCUGGCUGUCUGCCAUUUUCCUCAGUAUCCCUGAAAUGAUAUUUAAUCAAGUCAAGAAACACAAUGACAGGAAUGAAUGCCUCCCUGUAUUUCCAGUGAAUAUGGAAACACUCUUAAAAGCAACCAUUCAAAUCCUGGAAAUUAUCCUGGAAUUUCUGCUUCCUUUCCUAGUAAUGCUGAUCUGCUAUUCAGCUACUGCUCGAGCAAUCUUUAGAUCUGCAAAUCCUAAAAAAUCUAGACCUUUCACAGUUCUGCUGGCAGUAGUGGCUACUUUCAUUAUUCCCCAGCUACCUUACAAUGUUGUUAAGUUCUGGCGAGCCAUAGAUAUCAUCUACAUGUUGAUUACUGACUGUGAUGCAAGUAAAACCAUAGAUAUUGCACUCCAGGUCACCAAGAGCAUAGCUUUGUUUCACACCUGCCUGAACCCUCUUCUCUAUGCUUUUCUGGGUGCCUCUUUUAAAAUGCAUAUUAUGAAAAUUGCAAAAAAUUAUGGAUACUGGAAAAGACAACAAGAGAAUAGAAGACCUGAAGAAAUUUCUAUUAAUUAUGAAGACCAUACUGAAGAAACAACUAGUUUCACUAUAUAGACUCUCCAUUACUUUCAUUAUCUUAUAUAACCAAGGGAAUUAUUUACUAACUGUGGGGGUAUUGUUUCAGCAUCUGUUUCUCUGCAAGUCAACUUUCAGAUGAAUUUCUGAACCAGCAGGCUAGCCAAGACACUACAGUGCAGUUCAAAGUGGAAUGUGUUGAUCAAAAUUCAAAAAUCAGGCAAGAACUAAAUAGUGAAGUUCCUAGAAACAACUAGAGAUUUUUA
Antrostomus carolinensis (chuck-will's-widow) is the source of this 1385-nucleotide messenger RNA. RefSeq names its product atypical chemokine receptor 4 (gene ACKR4). The transcript is spliced from 2 exons. The record is from RefSeq and is a predicted model, not a curated record. Gene Ontology annotation, cellular component: membrane; external side of plasma membrane. NCBI's taxonomy places the organism in Eukaryota, Metazoa, Chordata, Aves, Caprimulgiformes, Caprimulgidae. Gene Ontology annotation, molecular function: C-C chemokine binding; C-C chemokine receptor activity; scavenger receptor activity. Gene Ontology annotation, biological process: G protein-coupled receptor signaling pathway; calcium-mediated signaling; cell chemotaxis. The coding region runs from base 1 to 1158 and encodes 385 amino acids.